Messenger RNA from Sodiomyces alkalinus F11, 2893 nucleotides. RefSeq lists its product as hypothetical. The record is from RefSeq and is a predicted model, not a curated record. The transcript has 3 exons. The coding region runs from base 1 to 2562 and encodes 853 amino acids. Gene Ontology annotation, biological process: intra-Golgi vesicle-mediated transport. NCBI's taxonomy places the organism in Eukaryota, Fungi, Ascomycota, Sordariomycetes, Glomerellales, Plectosphaerellaceae. Gene Ontology annotation, cellular component: Golgi apparatus; COG complex.
AUGGCGUCUUCCCGCCUCGACGUCUCGACCCUCACCUCCUCCGCCGACGUCUUCUCCUCAACCCACACCCUCCCCCAGAUCCGCGCAAUCCAUAAAGCCCUCCAUGUCGAGAUUGAAGAGAAAGCAUCCCGCCUGCGCACCCAGGUCGGCUCCUCCUACCGCGACCUCCUGGGCACCGCCGACGCCAUCGUCCAGAUGCGCACCGACAACGACGCCCUCCAAGCCCUGCUGGGCGGCAUGGGUGCCCGCUGCGGCCGCGCCGUCGUGGCGGGCAAGGUGUCCGGUUUACGCACCUUCUCUUCGUCCCGCGGGGGGUCGUCCGAUGAUUCCGAAUACGCAUCCGCGGGCGUCGUGGCGCGGGCGAAGCUGUACGACGCGUGCAGUCUCGUCGCCUCGCGUAUACUGAAAAGCGGAGGGCCCGCUCUCGUCACGGCAGGAGGCGCGGGACUGGGACCGAAGCGGGGGCGGGGCGACAGGCUUCUCCUGGCGAGCAAGGUUCUCGUCCUGAGUAGGUUGCUGGGGAAGCGGCUCGGGGAAGAGGACGACGCGCGGAUGGACGAGGACGUCAAGGCGACGGUGGAGACGGCGAGGAAGAACCUCGAGGGCCUUAAGAGGCGGCUACACCGGAGUAUCGACAAGCUUCUCGAGCGGGCCGCGCAGGAGGGCGUUGCUGCCCAGGAGGACGUGCUCAAGGCGCUGUGUGCGUACAGCCUGGCUACCAGCUCGGGGGCGCGCAUCGUCCUGCAGCAUUUCCUCCGCGUCCGGGCCGAGGCCGUGGCUACGGCCUUCAACGUCGACGAGGAGGAACCCAGCGGACGACAGAGAAGCAGCAGCAGCAGCAACAGCAGCAGCUGUUGCGACGACGUACUCAAAAGCCUGACGCUCUAUACCAGGACCAUCCUCGACGUCCAGGCCCUCGUGCCGUCCAAACUGGCAGACGCCCUCGCCAAACUGAAAAAGCGGCCGCUGCUAGCCGACGAGUCCCUGAAGGCGCUGGAAGGCCUGCGGCUCGACGUGUACGACAAGUGGUGCGGCGAGGACAUCCGCUUCUUCACGCCGUUCAUCCGGCACGACGACAUCGACGGGCCCUUCGCGCGCAACGGGCUCUCUACAUGGGCCGAGCAAGGCGCGCAAGUCGUCUUGGCCGGCCUCGCGACCACCCUAUCGCGCAUGACCGAAUUCAAGACCAUCACGGAGCUCCGCACCAGGGUCCUGCGGCUCUGGAUCCGCGACGGCGCCAAGGCGCGGGGUCUCGACCCGUCCGAGAUGCUGCGUUCGCUCCGCGCCGCCAUCAACAGCCACAUGCUCCACGUGCUGGAGACGAAAGUGCACAAAUUGCACCUCGUGGCGGCCGAAGUAUCCGCGGCGCUCGAGUCCUGGCAGGACGGCGCCGGCGCAGGCGUCGCGGCCAGGCAAAGCGGCAGCUCGCUCUGGGACGUGUCCCGCUUCGACGCCGACCUGGCCGCCGGGCCGGACAUGUUCCUGCGGCACCUCGUCGCGCAGGCCCACGGUCGGAGCGACGCCGUCUCCCGCGCCCUCAACUGCUUCACGUCGUGGAAGCACGUCGUCGACGAGGUCGGGGACGUGGUCGACGAGCUGAGGAAGCAGCGGUGGGACAACGACUCGGACGACAUGAUCGAGGACGAGGAGACCAUCGAGGAGCGCCAGCAGCUCCUGAGCAGGGACGACCCGCGGGCCCUGCAGGAGAGGCUCGGCGCCGCGCUGGCGAAGGCGUUUGCGGAUCUCAACCGGCAGUUGGCCGAGCUGUGGCGGGCUCGCUCCGAUGCGGCGGAUGGCGGGCAGGUGGCUAUGUACUUGCUCCGCGUGCUCCGGGACGAGGAGAAGAAGGACGAAGAGGCCGAGUCGAUCAGCAAGUUCGGGCUGGACAUGGUGCCGUCCCUGCACGACAAGCUGGCGGCUACGGUGUUUUCGGGCCCGUUGGAAACCCUCGCUUCGGAGGCGCUGUCGCAGAGGGUGGUGGUCGGGCGCGUGCUCUGGGAGGGUGGCGACCCGGAGCUGCCGGUGCAGCCGUCGCCGAGGAUAUUCCACUUCCUGCAUAACUUGUCGGUCGCCAUGGACGAGGCCGGCGUGGACCUCUGGAGUGGCAGGGCCGUUUCUGUGGCCAAGGCGCACCUCCGGGGACGCAUCGGCGAGUUGUGGUCGGAAGCCGUGGAUGCCGAGAGUAAGGAGGAGGAGGAGAGUAAGGAGGAGGAGGAGAGUAAGGAGGAGGAGGAGAGUAAGGAGGAGGAGGAGAGUAAGGAGGAGGAGGAGGGUGAGAAGGAGGAAGCCCAGAGCAGUGCGAGCGAAGGGGCAGGGACGGACACACAGACCAAGGAACAACAAAGACAACAUCUCUUCAUCCAGUGGCUGUUUGACAUUAGCCUGCUCCGAUGCGCCGUGGCCGAACCCGGUAGCUCAGAGGGCGGAGAUGAUCAGUUCGGGAGGUUGGAGGAUCAGGUUUAUGAGCACACCGGUCUCGACUCCAAAGCUCGGGAGCGGAUGGCAAAGUCGGCUCGUGAAGUCUGGGAAAGGACGAAUCUGUUGUUUGGCCUGUUGGCUUGAGGCCUUCGAUGGCAUUCCUUACGCCAACCACCCCUAGCAUCUACAUCUAUCUAUACACGCUCACAGCUUAUGCCUCUUCUCCCCGCUCGCAAUCUUCCUAAACUCCUCCUGCGGCACCCCCUUCAUAAACCUCUCCAACCCAGCAAACACCUCCUUCACAUUCUGCCUCUCGAGGAUCUCCACCUCCGGCGCGCGGAUAAGCGCCUUGAUCCCCGUCAAGCUCUCCCCAAUAAGAUGGGGCCCCAACCGCUCGUCCACCUCCCGCAGCACCAAGUCCCUAAACUUGGCGUCCUCCCCAGGCCCCUUCCCCACGGACUCGAACACCCUGUUC